This is a messenger RNA of Limulus polyphemus (Atlantic horseshoe crab), 1354 nucleotides long. RefSeq names its product RNA-binding protein 34-like. Gene Ontology annotation, molecular function: RNA binding. Lineage: Eukaryota; Metazoa; Arthropoda; Merostomata; Xiphosura; Limulidae. The transcript is spliced from 11 exons. The coding region runs from base 112 to 1239 and encodes 375 amino acids. The record is from RefSeq and is a predicted model, not a curated record.
GAGAUGGCGUAGCUCGAUAAUAGAUAGAGAGAGACAUGAAACGUGGGGUGCGAAACGGAAGAAAGUUUUUAGGACGUUGUUAUUAUCGUUAACUUUUAUUAUAAUAACGUUAUGGCCUCUGAACCAGAUUAUGAAGUUGGCCAAGUUGCUGAGUUGUUAUCUGGAUCCCCCAAAAAAUCUAAGAAAAAUAAUAACCUGAAGAAACUUUUUGAAAAACAUCCAUCAGCAAAGAGUUCAAACUCUUCACUACAAGCAACAAGAAAACAAGAGAUUUCAAAAGAUCUCCAACUCCAGAAGGAAUGCAGGAUAAAGGACAAUCAGACGUGUGACCAAAGUGUUCUAAGGACAUCAGACUUAGUAUUAAAAAGGGAAGAAGAAUUAUUUGGUGCAAGUGACACAGUAAGCAUAAAGAGGAAAAGAGUGAAAGAACAGAAGCAGAAUGAGGAACCAUCACCUAAGAAAAAAAGAGAGGAUGAUUCUGAGAAAGACAUGCGUACAGUUUUUGUCGGAAACCUUCCAAUCACUGCUGAGAGCAAAGCUAUAAAGACACUUUUUAAACAGUUUGGAAAAAUACAAAGUGUAAGGAUACGAUCGGCUAUUCCAGUUCAACCAAAAUUGCCGAAAAGAGUAGCAGUCAUUAAGCAUACUUUUCACCCAGAGAGAAAUAACAUUAAUGCUUACGUAGUUUUCAAUAGUAUUCAGAGUGCUGAGGAGGCUGUCAGUCUUAAUGGAACUUUAUUUAAAGGUUAUCAUCUGAGGGUGGACAGAGUUAUAGGUGGUCAGCAACAUGAUCAGAAACGAUCCAUUUUUGUUGGAAACCUUCCUUUCAAUGCUGAAGAGGAAGAAUUGUAUAGUUUCUUCAGUGAGUGUGGUGAUAUUGCAGGUGUUCGUAUUGUUCGAGACCCUCUCAGUGGGCUGGGGAAGGGCUUUGGAUUCAUUUUGUUUAAGACUUUAGAUUCUGUGAUGUUGGCUUUGGAAUUAAAUGGGAGGGAGUUCAAGGACAGAAAGAUAAGAGUUGUUCGAGCAAUGAAGAGGGAAAAGAAACACUCAAGCCAUGAUGUACCUUCUGCCAAAAAGAAGAUAUCGAGAAAAUCAUUAUCACGGACGUUUCAGGGCAGCAGAGCACAACAGAGGGAAAAAAAGAAGAAAAUUAAGAAAAUUCUCAAAAACAGGGCCAAGAAAAAGCAAAAGAAAAUGGCUACUAAGAAACCUAAUAUUGUAAAGGAUAAGAAGACCUAGUAAAGACGAAAUAUUUUAGAAAUGAAAUUUUGACUUCUUAAAUGUUAAUUCUGUAUAAAAUGAAAGUUUUUAGUUACUAAAAACUGAUGAAGAAAUAAAGAUUUUAGAUAUUAAA